GUCCACGACCACCUCACCAUCAGCAAUACUGUUGUUUUCGUUGGUGUUUGCUAACUCUAUCGACCCAUUCUCCUCACCAUUGCUGCUGCGGCUGUGACGUCUACCUCCUCUUCUCUCCUCCCCCGCUCUCUCUCUCUCUACGCGAUGGAGCGCUGCAAGUCGUACUUCACUUCGCGGAACGCGCAGUUCCUCAUUGACCGCAUUCGCGAGUUCGCCGACAGCAGCGCGACGGUCGAGCUGGCCGCUGCUCGUCUGGGCUGCUCGCCGGCCGAGAUUGCAAAGUCGCUUUCCUUCUUGCAGCGCAAGGCCAUGACAAAGGCGGAGGCGAAGGCCCACCAGAAGGCGGUGUUAGAACUGCGUAAGCAGCAGCAGCAGCAGCCGUCGGAGGAGGGCAGCGACAGCGCCGGCAGCACGCCCGCCGGCUCCCCCACCAGCGCGCUACUCGACUCCACCGUGGUCGUGAUCGUCGCGGCGGGGGAUGCCAAAGUGAACGCGAAGAAGUACAAGGAGAAGUUUCUCGGUCAGCCGAAGAUGCUGAAGCGGGAGGAGGUGGAGGCGCUGACGGGGUUUCCACCCGGCGGCGUCUGCCCCUUCGGCGUCAACGACAACGUCCGGGUCUACCUCGAUGUCUCGCUGCGGCGGUUUGCGACGGUGUACCCGGCGGUCGGCACGGCGAACAGCGGCAUCCCGCUCUCGACGGAGGAGUUGGAGCAGUACGCAUCCAAUGUGGUGGAGUGGGUGGACUUGUGUGACGGGUGGCAGUCGGGCGGCGAGGGCGAUGGCGAGGAAGCCGCCGCUGCCACCACAGCAGACGCGGAAACCAAGAAGGCCGCGAAUGAGUCGGCGAAGGUCGCAGAGGAGAUCCGUGCCUAA
Messenger RNA from Leptomonas pyrrhocoris, 873 nucleotides. RefSeq lists its product as hypothetical. The transcript has a single exon. Gene Ontology annotation, molecular function: aminoacyl-tRNA deacylase activity. NCBI's taxonomy places the organism in Eukaryota, Euglenozoa, Kinetoplastea, Trypanosomatida, Trypanosomatidae. Bases 145 to 873 code for a protein of 242 amino acids. The record is from RefSeq and is a predicted model, not a curated record.